This is a messenger RNA of Eublepharis macularius, 605 nucleotides long. Its product is annotated as cytochrome c oxidase subunit 6A2, mitochondrial. Gene Ontology annotation, cellular component: mitochondrial inner membrane. Lineage: Eukaryota; Metazoa; Chordata; Lepidosauria; Squamata; Eublepharidae. The coding region runs from base 164 to 493 and encodes 109 amino acids. Gene Ontology annotation, molecular function: enzyme regulator activity. The transcript has 3 exons. Gene Ontology annotation, biological process: mitochondrial electron transport, cytochrome c to oxygen. The record is from RefSeq and is a predicted model, not a curated record.
GACCCUGACUGUCAGGUCCCAGGGAAUGGGUGGUGGAGGAGGAGGAGAAGGAAGGCCUGAAAACAGGAGACAGACCCUGAGUAAUCCACUGUGAAGGUGAAGAGGCCUCCACAGUCUAUUCCCUCUAAUUGACGGGGUUUAUCAGCACCCCUGGAUUUCAACGAUGACUCCCUGGUGGAGGGCAACUCAACUGGCAGCAAAGGGGCGAAGCCUAGCAACAGCAGCUGCCUCAGGGCACGGCGAUGGGUCAAGUAGUCGGACCUGGAAGAUUCUGACCUUUGUGGUGGCGCUACCCGGAGUGGCUGUGUGCAUGCUGAAUGCCUGGCUGAAAAAGGAGAACCAUCCACAGGAACAGCUCGAAUUUAUCCCCUAUCAUCACCUGCGUUUCCGAACAAAGCCAUUCCCCUGGGGAGAUGGAAAUCACACUCUUUUCCAUAACCCUCAUACUAACCCACUGCCUACAGGCUAUGAAGAGAAAGGUGGCCACCACUGACAUUCUCUUGCUCUACCACUGACUGGGAAAGGGGUACAAGUCCCCGUACAUCUGCAACACCACUGAGACAGAUCUUCGUUUACCAGAGACAAUAAAAGCACAGUUUGACUGA